AUGAGCCCGUGGUCUCACAAGGCUGAACCAACAGCACAGCACACUUUUUUUUUGGGCGUGGUUUGUAUGAUUUCUUCCGGUGCCGCUCAAGGUGUUACUCUCUCCAACGUCCUAUCUUCUCAUCCUCGCUUCAACAUUCGAAAUCGACGAUUGCGCAUUGACUACGCCGGAUCGAACGUUUGGACCUUACAAAGGGGUCUUUAG
Molecule: messenger RNA, 204 nt
Organism: Aspergillus fumigatus Af293
Lineage: Eukaryota; Fungi; Ascomycota; Eurotiomycetes; Eurotiales; Aspergillaceae
Exons: 3
Coding region: 1-204 (67 amino acids)
Source: RefSeq, a predicted model, not a curated record